AGUGAGGUUUCAUUUUCAAAGAUGCCUUGGCAGUGAUCAUGCCUCAUCUCCUAAUAAUAAUCAGGGACUGCAGAUGGCUUAAAUCUAGAUACAAGGCACUUCCGGAACUUACCGAGUGGAACACAUCUCUGCAGCCGGUCCAAGAAUACAUUAUGCAUAAUGACAUUGAUUUGGGGGGAUUUAGGGGCAGUUCGAUGCAAAUACGUAACAUGCACAUGUAGGAAACCCUUCCUCUUAAUAGUGUGUCUGUGUCUGGUAUAGGGAAAAGUGCGACUAGAAAGAGAGAAACUCUCUGUUCUGGUCCAUUCUGGAGGCUGGCUAGAAAGAGCUGCUGGAAAUUGGUACUGUGCGGCUCAGCGCGCUGAAUCCAGCUGUUGGCGCUGUCCGUGGUACUGAAGAAAUCCCGGCUGCCGGUAGAUUGAGCUCCAAAGCGGCAAUCUCUGCAAACUGCUUUCUUUGAUGCAGAAAUCAAGCUAAAGUUGUUCCUUUGCUUCACGUCCACUGUAAGCAUUUUCUGUUGUUGUAAGAGGUGUUUGAAGCCGCAUUUUGUGAUGGUGCGGAGGGUAUUUCAGGCGGAGCUGGCUUUAAGCUAUAGCAUGCUGUUGCUGUUUGUGGUGUUGAAAGCCUAACCAAACCACCUUUCUCUACUGCCGUUACAAACACUGUGCAAAGGAUCUCGUGUUUGGAAGAAACGUAAUCAAUCGGGAAAUUUCAUAGAAGCAGCUGAGAAAAUUCUAAAAUUAAGUUCAACAUGAUUCUACUACGGGAGUCUGGAUUUCGACGAGACAGCACUGCUUCUUGCUUUGAAUUCUGAACACUGGUCCAAAGCUUAAUUCUUAUGUGUGUCUGCUGUGUUUCUCUCUGGAAGGGCGGGAGACUGCCUCUUUACUGUGUUUUGAAAUGGGAGGAAGAGAAAAGGGAUUGCCUAUAACUCAUCCCUGAAAAAAAAAUGUAUUCUUCGGGUAAUUAAAGAGGAACUGCUUUACUAAAACCAUCUAACCUUUUAGUUCUUAUUGGCCUGUGACCCUACCAUCACCAUUAACCUCCAUACUGAUUAGCCUACCCCUCCGGUAUUCCCAUGGAAGCAGCUGGGUAUAUUUAAUAUUAGGACCAUAUGCAGAAGUCUUUGAGGAGGGGGAUGGCUCUUCCUAUUCAUGAAGCCUGCAUACUUCUGUUGGUAAUCUCUGGUUUGGUCACCCCAGCUGCCAUCAAUCAUGAAGACUACCCUGCUGAUGAAGGUGACCAGGCCUCAAGUAAUGACAAUCUGAUCUUUGAUGACUAUCGAGGGAAAGGGUGUGUGGAUGACAGCGGCUUUGUAUACAAAUUGGGAGAACGUUUUUUCCCAGGGCAUUCCAACUGUCCAUGUGUCUGUGCUCUGGAUGGACCUGUUUGUGACCAACCAGAAUGCCCUAAAAUUCACCCAAAAUGUACUAAAGUGGAACACAAUGGAUGCUGUCCUGAGUGCAAAGAAGUGAAAAACUUUUGUGAAUAUCAUGGGAAAAGUUACAAAAUCUUGGAGGAAUUUAAGCCCUCUCCAUGUGAAUGGUGUCGCUGUGAGCCCAGCAACGAAGUGCACUGUGUUGUAGCAGACUGCGCAGUUCCUGAAUGUGUCAACCCAGUCUAUGAACCAGAACAAUGUUGUCCUGUCUGCAAAAAUGGUCCAAACUGCUUUGCAGGAACCACAAUAAUUCCGGCUGGCAUUGAAGUGAAAGUGGAUGAAUGUAACAUCUGUCACUGUCACAACGGGGACUGGUGGAAGCCUGCUCAGUGUUCAAAACGUGAAUGCCAAGGCAAGCUGACUGUUUAAAGCAGAAUCCCAACCAAUGACAAGUCCAUAAAAUGAAAAAAAAAGUGUUAUGGCUUCUACACUGCACAUGUUUAAAACAAAACAAAACAAAAACUCCUGCCAGCUACAACCGGGUCACCAGCAAAACCUUUUAGGGUUGACAAAAGUGAAUAUUUUACUAAGAGGAAAUUUCUCUCUUUCUCUUUCUUGCUAUACCGAAUAUAUACAGUAUCUAGCUAUCUAACCCACUUUUGUAAGUCCCAAUGCUUGGCGGUGACACAAGGACAGGAUUUCUGAAUCAGAAAGGAAGUACCAUCCAUUCACAGACGCCUUUGCUGGUGAUGCCUCUGACCUGCCAAUUUAUCUUCAGCUGUUUAACUCCUUUUUACUCUUCCAUACAUCAAACAUGGCAUUUUCCUAUUGCGGGUUCCCUCCCUUUUUAGAAUCUUGGGGACCAGAAUCUAUAGAAUGAAAAAAAAAAAGUUUUCAGCUGAGCCAAAAUGCUGAGAAAAAGGAAUGCCUAAAUAGUGAGCAUAUUUAUAACUAGGAGCACACCAAGACUCAGAUUAAUCAAACCACCCAUGUCAAUCAUGUUCAUGUCCUGUGAUAGGAAAAGAGAAGCAGAGACUGGGAGGAGGCACUAAGGAGCAGGCUAGGGGCUGAGUGCUUUCUCCACCUGGUGGUGCCUCCCGCACUGAGGAAAACCACUUGAGUUUCAAGAGUAAGACCUUGAAACUGCCAAUGCAUACUAAGGUGGGAAGGAAAACCUGGACCCAAAUGCAGCCAUGGCAAAGAAACGGGGUUCCACUUGAAAGACUUUUUUUUUAAAAAAAUAUUACAUUAGCCACCAGACUUCAUCAUACUGCUGUACUGAGUUUGGACUGUCCCAAACACAUUCAAAUAAACAUAAUAACACUGUCAUCUGGCAAUAUAACUCUGAGAGCCAAGUUGAACAGUCCCACUGUGAAUCUGAAUUGUUCUGAACAGCCUUGGCUCUGGAGGCCAGACUUGGUUGAAAGCCAGGAGGUUAUAUAAAUUUCCUGGAUCGAGUCUGUAUUUAUCAUGUUACAGUAACAUCCGCUCAGCCCUAUGUCGAAAAAGACAAGAUUCAGGACACUCUUUCCACCUCAAGUGCUGAUUUAAAUUAGUGAUUAGGGUAGAGAUUAGGGUGAGACUUGCACAAUGCAACUUUAUCAGUUGACCAUUUAAAGAUAUGUAUGCAUGUUUGCAUAUAUGUGAGUACAUAUGUACACACAAUAUAUAAAUAUAUAUGCACAUGUAUAUACAUAGAAAUGAACAGUGAACCUUUGCAAGGUCUCAAGCUUGCCCUGGCAAUGCUGCUAGUACAGUAACAGAAAAAAUACACAGGGUAUCCUAAGACCAUCUUGAUUCAAGUGUAGAAUAGAAACUCCGAAACCAGGCAACAUGACUUGUUGCUAAUUCCACUCUCUGGUCCUGAGGACACCGAAGCAAACACCGCUUGAUCCUUUGGGAAAUUCUAAGAUGGCCUCUAAUUUAGGUUUUCAUUCUUUCUUCUUCGGUUCUCAUGGUAAUCUGGACCUCAUGAUGGGAGGGCCCCAAUCUGGAAUUCAACCAACUCCAUGGGGCUUCUACCUGGAAGGAAGAAGGUCUCCCGCCAAAGCUUCUUGCUUCAUUCCUGUGCAUGCUGCCUCUAUAUCACUCCUUAGACCUUUUGGGAUGUGAAUCCCUCAGCUGUCCUAAAGGGUUAGAUUUCCCCCAUGGGUAGUCCUCAUAUUGCCACUGGUCCAACCUCAGGAUACAUAUUUCUGCCAUUCCUGUGGCCCAUUUUUCAUUUUAAAUUGCCAGGCUUUCCUCCCUGAAAAUGCCUAAUGCCAUCCAGAGAAGAGAGUUGUCAUGCCUAAAAUGAAUGUAUCGGGGAGCUAACCCCAACAUUCUCUCCAUGGUAUCGCUUCGGUUGUACUGAAGCAGGCCAAUGCCACCAUCCUUUACAAUGCCAAUUUGCAGGGAAGCUAGUGCCUUUCGGUUGCCACCAUGAAUAUAUCAUAUAGACAGUCAUGAAUCAUUCAUGAACAAUUCUGCAUGAUUUAUCCCUUCACUCAAAAGUAAAGGCAUUCCAUGGUGUCAGCUCAUGGAUAGACAGAGAUGUACGAUACUGUUUCCUUUGCGUGGAGAUUGUCUGUUGCCAGCUUCAAAAAUCCACAUUCUUUGAAAUAAAAUAACAAUAAUAAAUGACAGGAAUAAGGUUUGAAACACAAAGAAUACCAUGAGUAGAGCCAUGUAGCAUAGUGCCCCAUCUAUUAUUAAGGAGCCAUGAUGUCCUUUAUGGGGAAUAGAAAAGGAAAAAUGCGAUUGGGAAGCUGAGAUAGAGUCAUUUUGCAUCAAAGGACAGGCACAGUGAGAGUCACAGCACGAAUUUACUAUAUCGUCAGUCAAGAAGAUCUUCGGGGAGUAGUUACAUACAUCGCUGAAGGAGGACUGACCUCACCUUGGCUAGCUGCCAGAAAGAAUCUCCCUGACCUCAACCCAUUCCAGGGGCUUCUACUGUUUCCAUUAAGAUUUUGUAGAGCUGACAUAGGGUUGGUUUUCUUGGGUUCCCCUUUCCCACCCAACCCCACUCCCAGCCAUUAGGGAGAUGUGAGCCUCUACUGUAAUAAUUUCUCAGAAAUCCAUUGCAUUUUAUAGUUUUCUUCUCAACAGGCCAUUGAGAUCUUCUUGCCAAACCCUAAACAAUAAGACUGUUUAUAGUUGUGUUGGUCGUUUUCUUUUUAAGGCUUUGUUUAUGGACCACCAUUUCUCUCCCUUCCCUGCUGCCCUACUCCUGUUUCUCUUUCCUCUUUUGAUUUCUGGGCUUUCAGUCCAACAAUGUGGAAGUUUGGGAUCAACAGCCUGCUUGUCAGCUGAUGUUGGUUAAUGAGGACCCAAUUUCUAAAAUUUUUGAACAAUAGUGUGCCUGAAAACUAGUGAAGAAAAAACAAAACAAAACAAAACCUAAACACUAAACUGUAAAAAGGGGAUUCUAGCAACAAUAUUUGAUGUGUGAAAGAAUAUAUUAUUAAAAAUUAUUUUGUUAAAUAUAAAGUGUGUUA
Messenger RNA from Phascolarctos cinereus (koala), 4854 nucleotides. It is a transcript of the gene VWC2L, whose product is annotated as von Willebrand factor C domain containing 2 like. Gene Ontology annotation, molecular function: protein binding. NCBI's taxonomy places the organism in Eukaryota, Metazoa, Chordata, Mammalia, Diprotodontia, Phascolarctidae. Gene Ontology annotation, biological process: negative regulation of BMP signaling pathway. The record is from RefSeq and is a predicted model, not a curated record. Gene Ontology annotation, cellular component: AMPA glutamate receptor complex.